ACCUGAACAACUUCGUCUCUCUGUUUCUGUUCUUUCUUCAGUUUUACUCGUUAGCGCAAAACCUUCUCAACUAACUGCGUCACGAGUCACGACUGCCUUCUUCACACCUUGCGAGUUGAGGGGACGCAUUUCACGAAGUUUGAUAAUCUCUUCCCAUUUCUUACAUGGAAGCUCCAUUAGUCGGUCUCUAAGCCACGGUUGUUGCUAGAUCCGAAUUCGGUUUGUUCCAAUGUCUUCCUGGCUCAAAGCUGCUGAAGAUCUGUUUGAAGUUGUCGAUCGGAGGGCAAAGCUGGUUGUCAGUGAGUUAGACGAUCAAUUGGCUACCCAGUCACCAGCUUCCAAUGGGCAAGGAUCUCAAGCCAAGAGGAAAAAGUCAAAGACCAAGGCUCAAAAGAGACAGUCCAUGAAUGAAUCUCCUAAUACAAGUGAUUCUGCACGCGAACAGAUAAGUAUAUUGACAUCACAAGUAGAUGCGACUCCUGAAAUAGACAGUGAUGCUCAUUUAAAUAACAAUGAUGGGACACCAUCGGUAAAUCCUUCAAGUCAACCCAUCAAUGAGAAGCAACAGAAUCUUGAGAAAGAUUCCACAGUAAGCAUUCCUUUAACAGAGACAACAGCAAUUGAAGUUGGUCAGAAUAAUGCUCAUGAAGCAGAAGCGUCAACAACUAGUACUGAUAAGGAAGCUGUUACUUCAACUUCAAAUGGUGAGCUUGUCAAUGAGAUUCCUCCAGAUGGUCAUGAAGAACAUCCUUUUCCAUUAUCUGCCAAAGAAGUUGAGGUUGUGGAUGAAAACCAUCAAGUUGAAUCAGUUGAUGCUGGCCAAGAAAACAAAUCUAGAGACGCAGAUGUACAUCCAGAAACUGACCAAAAUAGAACAGAGUCUACAACUACCACUGCCAUCAGUAACAGAGAAACUCAAUCUAAAGUUGCUGAUGUUAAUGAGGAACCAGUAAUUGAGCAAAGUAAGCAAGUUGAGCAUAAAGCUGGUAGCACUCCUGUGAAAGUACAGGAACAGGAUCAAAGUAGGCAAGUUGAGCAUAAAGCUGGUAGUACUCCCGCGAAAGUACAGGAACAGGAUCAAAGUAGGCAACUUGAGCAUAAAGCUGGUAGCACUCCUGUGAAAGUACAGGAACAGGAUCAAAUUGAGGAGGCCCAAGGAUUGCUUAAAACUGCUGUUUCCACUGGUCAGUCUAAAGAGGCAAGGUUAGCAAGGGUUUGUGCUGGACUUUCGUCCCGACUUCAAGAAUACAAAUCUGAAAAUGCACAGCUAGAGGAACUUCUUGUGUCAGAGAGAGAGCUGAAUAAGUCAUAUGAAGCUCGCAUAAAACAGCUCCAGAAAGAUUUGUCAGCAUCCAAAAGUGAUGUGUCAAGAAUAGAGUCAAAUAUGGUUGAGGCCUUGGCUGCAAAGAAUUCAGAAAUUGAGGCACUUGUCGGUUCCAUGGAUGCACUGAAGAAACAGGCUGCUUUGUCUGAAGGAAAUCUGGCUUCGCUGCAGGCGAACGUGGAGUCUAUCAUGAGAAAUAGGGAACUAUCCGAGACAAGGAUGAUGCAGGCUUUACGAGAGGAGUUGUCUACUGUAGAACGGAGAGCAGAAGAAGAGCGUGCCGCACAUAAUGCUACCAAAAUGGCUGCAAUGGAAAGGGAAGUAGAAUUGGAACACAGAGCCCUUGAGGCAUCCACAGCCCUUGCUAGGAUCCAGAGAACAGCAGAUGAGAGGACAGCAAAGGCAUCGGAGCUUGAGCAGAAGAUGGCAUUGCUUGAGGUUGAAUGUGCCAAUUUAAACCAAGAGCUGCAAGAUAUGGAAGCUCGUGCUCGGCGCGGGCAAAAGAAGUCACCAGAAGAGGCAAAUCAAGUGAUUCAGAUGCAGGCAUGGCAGGAAGAAGUGGAACGUGCACGCCAAGGUCAGAGGGAUGCAGAGGGAAAACUUUCUUCUUUGGAGGUUGAAAUGCAAAAAAUGAGAGUUGAAAUGGCUGCCAUGAAGAGGGAUGCAGAGCAUUACUCGCGUCAGGAACACAUGGAGCUAGAGAAGCGCUACCGUGAACUAACUGAUCUAUUGUACUACAAGCAAACACAAUUAGAAACCAUGGCUAGUGAAAAAGCUGCAGCUGAGUUUCACUUGGAGAAGGAAUUGAAGCGUCUCCAGGAAGCUCAGGUAGAGGCAGAAAGGAGUAGAGUUCCCCGUCGAGCAUCAGCAUCCUGGGAAGAAGAUGCUGAAAUGAAGGCACUUGAGCCUCUUCCCUUGCAUCACCGUCAUAUGGUUGGGGCAAGCGUACAGUUGCAGAAGGCAGCAAAACUAUUAGAUUCAGGAGCUGUCAGGGCCACAAGAUUUCUCUGGCGUUAUCCAACAGCUCGACUUAUCUUGCUAUUCUACCUGGUAUUUGUACAUCUCUUCUUGAUGUAUUUGCUGCAUCGCCUUCAGGCACAAGCGGACAAUUUUUCCGCAAGAGAAGUUGCAGAGUCUAUGGGACUUGCUAACACUAACUUACCAUGAUUGGGUAGAAGCAACUCAUGCCACACCCACAAAAAUCUUCUCAAGUUCAACAAGCAUAGAAUGCGCCAAGAGUGCUGCGUCUAAUAUCUAAUUAUAAGAAGUAAACGGAAGCAAGUGAACCUUGAUUGUCGAGUGAAGAUAUAUAUGAUGGUUUUAUCUCCAUUCUUUGUCGAGGAUGCGCAUGCAAAAUGUUGAUAUCCUAAUAAUGUUUGUGAGGCAGGCACUGCUUGCUUGCGUUGUACAUCCAAACCAAUAUUGCUUUCUGCAUUGCAGAUGUGAAAUUUUCUUACAAAUAUAUAUAUAGCAACUGCUGAUUCUUUCAUUAUAUUCUUAGUUUGUAUUUGUUCAGGAAUUACUUGGUGACUUGAACUUGUGAAUGUGAAAUACACAUGUAUGUAUAUUCAUCAUUAUUA
Molecule: messenger RNA, 2904 nt
Organism: Prunus dulcis (almond)
Lineage: Eukaryota; Viridiplantae; Streptophyta; Magnoliopsida; Rosales; Rosaceae
Product: golgin candidate 1
Exons: 21
Coding region: 230-2491 (753 amino acids)
Biological process (GO): Golgi organization; retrograde transport, vesicle recycling within Golgi
Cellular component (GO): Golgi membrane; Golgi cisterna
Source: RefSeq, a predicted model, not a curated record